AUGGAAUCAUCGAGGAAAAACAGUAAGGAUGAAAAGAAUACGAUCGAAUCAAAUGUCAAUCAAGACUUAUCAAAGACAAAAGAAAUUCACAAAGGAGGAUCAAUUGAAAAACCUAGCGAGCCACAUUCACAAUUUGAAUUACCACCGAAUACCCUUCAAUCACCGUAUAAAGAAAAUCGAAAACCACCAUUACAACAAUCUACUUCAAUCCCAUCCUUAUCUAUGUUAAAUGAAUCUAUUCAAAGAUCUUCCACAAAUCAAAGUACUCCGGCAUCACCUAAAAAGUUUAAUCAAACAAUAACUGAUCCUGGUUUAUUGACUCUACUAGGUCCCAAUAUUUCAUCAUUCCCAUUUUCAGAAGAUGCAUUUAUAGAAACUAUGAAAUUUAAAAUAGAACAAGAACGAACUAAACAAGAAUUUUAUAGAGCCGAAACAACAAAUAAAAAUUUGAUGAUUUUACAAUCAGCGUUGCAAGCACAAAUUCCUUCAUCUAUGAUACCUCAAUUCAUAAGUAAUGUCAACAGCUCCAAUCAACAACUUAAUGAUAAUGAAUUGGUUUUACAAGCAAUUAGACAACAAACUUUACAACAGCAGCUGCAAUAUCAAGAUCAUCAACGACUACAACAACAACAACAACAGCAACAGCAGCAGCAGCGGCAAUUCCAAAAUCAAGCAUUUCAAGUCGUACAACCACAUAUCGAACAUCAACAAGCUGGGGUUCCUCAUCAUCUACGACAAGGUCAAUCUGUUGAGUAUGAUCCGAAUCGUUUGCAGCAAGAAUAUCAAGAACAACAACAACAAAUAUCUUCCCAAAAUCAAAGACCCUUAAAACCAUUUGGAUUAAUUAACCAAGACCUUUUGAAUGCAAAUCCUAAUCUGCCUGCGGGUUUCAAAUUUGGAGCUCCUUCAUCAACAAGUCAAAAAAGACCUUUAUCUCCAGCCAAAGUUGGUGCAGCUGCUGUAGCAAAUUUAACAACUCCAACAACUCCUUUCAGAGCACCUACAUCAUCUGCCAUACCAUCCUCUAGUUCUGUUAAAAGAACCUCUAGAGGUCAUCAACGACAUUAUUCAAUGCCAACAGAAGUUAAUACAUCUGGAAGAAAUAAAUUGAAAAGAGAUCUUUCCAAUCAAACAAUUGAUUCAAACAGAACCUCCAGUCAAGUUCUUCAAUCUCCAUUGGGGGCAACAACAACAUUACAAGUGAAUCCCAUUCCAGCUCAACCUUUGCAUAAACAAAAUAAACUGCAAGUUCAACCACUGCAAGAAUCAAUGCAAUCCUUUCAACAUGUUAUACAGUUUCAUCAUUGGCAACCAGAAACUGGAAUUCAAGGUAGUGGGAGCAAUACUUUACCAGCUCAUAAGCGUCAAAAAUCUAUAUCAAGAGAAGCAAGCUCAUCAUCGUUUAACGCUACCCCUAAACCAAUGGCUCCUAUUAAGCAAAAUAUACAAUCAACAUCAAAUGUAAAAGUUGAAAAAGUAGCAACACCUCAACAAUCUCGUGAGUUUCUUGGAGAAAAUGAUGAUCCUGAUUCAUCCAUGGAUAUGGAUACUUCAGCAACUAAUAUUGAUGUUACAAAAGGUACUGACGAACUGGUUCAUCCUCCAUCAAAAAGCCAUUCCCGUCAGCGUUCAAAUGUAGGAAGAUACCCACAUAAUAUUUUAUCAUCAAAUAAUAAAUAG
Messenger RNA from Lodderomyces pseudojiufengensis, 1680 nucleotides. RefSeq lists its product as uncharacterized. The transcript has a single exon. The coding region runs from base 1 to 1680 and encodes 559 amino acids. NCBI's taxonomy places the organism in Eukaryota, Fungi, Ascomycota, Pichiomycetes, Serinales, Debaryomycetaceae. The record is from RefSeq and is a predicted model, not a curated record.